AAAAUUAGUGUGGUCCCCAGUUCAGUAGCAUUAAAAUAUGUUUGCCUCAGUUCCUGGAGAAAAUAUAAAAAGAACGAUUACAAGUCUUGAUUUGGACAACAACGCCAUGGAAACAGAGUACUCCAAAAGAGUCUACCAGGGUGUCAGAGUCAAACACACAGUCAAAGACCUGCUUGCAGAGAAAAGGUUGAGGCAGACAAACGUUCCCAGAUUCAAUGCUGGAACAAGUCAUUCCCAACAAUCUUUUGUUCAAAUGCCAGGAUCCCACAUGCUACCUAGUUACUACAGCAUGCGAAGGCCCUUCCUCACUGACUCUGAACUCUGCCCAUCUGCUAAGCAGUACACGACAGACCCAUACACCCCUGCCCUGGGAAGCAAGGGCUUGUCCUAUGAUCACCCGUCCACAUACCCCUCCUUCAUCGACAGCUACUACACCCCUGAGACAUUUGGGGACUACCGAGGGGCAACAGCCAUCUCUGCUAGCGGGGGGGCCCUUUUCCCCCCCUCGGCUUUACCCCAUUUACUGCCUCCCCUCUCAGGAGAGGCACCACAUCUCUUGAGAGACACUUGGGAACACUCAGAAGAGGACUCGGUGAGCCAAAGUGAGGUCCUGUGUUCUGAGGGUCCAGUCCCCUCCACAGGCUCCCAUGGGCUGACCAAUCCUGAUCCCAAAAGCCCAUCUUCCUACAGGAUGUCCACUGGUCGUAGUGUGCCUACUCUGUCUAGCCCCCAGCCCUACUCUCUACACCCUCUAGAAGAGGUGCACUAUUCCCCAUCAUCAUAUGCCCCCUCAUCCAACUACUCCUCCAGUUACUCGUACAUGACUGCUCCGGGAGAAUCUGCUGGGAUCAAAAUCAUGCCAGUGACCUCAGAAGACAGCAGUGAUGCUGUCCAGCUUAGCAAUACUUCCUGGACCAAGGAGGAUGCCCCUGGCAGUUGGUUGCCAUAUGAACCUCGGAAGGCCUACUGAUAAUCAUAUACUGUGAUGGGACAUAAACUGAAAUGGAUACUGUAACAGGAUGGACAAAACACACGAAGCACCAAGUGACCUGUUUGAGAUUCAUGAUUUUUUUUAAACUGCAAAGAUUGCAAAUGUAAAUAUAACUCUAUGCUGUUAUGCUGUUACCUGUUAUGGUGUAAUAAAUAAUAGUAAACCUGC
This is a messenger RNA of Osmerus eperlanus (European smelt), 1159 nucleotides long. RefSeq names its product POU class 2 homeobox associating factor 2 (gene pou2af2b). Lineage: Eukaryota; Metazoa; Chordata; Actinopteri; Osmeriformes; Osmeridae. The transcript is spliced from 5 exons. Gene Ontology annotation, molecular function: POU domain binding; DNA binding. The coding region runs from base 38 to 970 and encodes 310 amino acids. The record is from RefSeq and is a predicted model, not a curated record.